Zalophus californianus (California sea lion) is the source of this 9490-nucleotide messenger RNA. It is a transcript of the gene DENND5B, whose product is annotated as DENN domain containing 5B. The record is from RefSeq and is a predicted model, not a curated record. Gene Ontology annotation, molecular function: small GTPase binding; guanyl-nucleotide exchange factor activity. The transcript has 22 exons. The coding region runs from base 294 to 4184 and encodes 1296 amino acids. Lineage: Eukaryota; Metazoa; Chordata; Mammalia; Carnivora; Otariidae.
CAGACGCCGCGGCUUCCAGUUCGCGAGCACAGCUGCGGCGGCGCGAGCCUCUCACGCCGACACUCCCCCUGCGCGCCCCUCCCCCACCCGGGACCGGGAUCGGGACCGACUGGGCGCGAGCUCGAGGCGGCUUCUCCGGCGCCGGGCGAGGAGCGAGGCUGCGGUGACGAGCGGCGGCUGCGCGGCCAUGGGCGCGCCGGUGUCGCCCUAGGACAGGCGCGCGGAGACGGCAUCCGGAGCGGCGAGCCUUCCCGAGAGGCGGCGGCGGCGGCGGCAGGAGCAGCGCGGCCGGGAUGAGCGGGAGCGGCGCGGCGCCUGGCCCGAGCUCGGGCUCCUCCCCGACCGCCUGCCGCUUCGCGCACUACUUCGUGCUGUGCGGGAUCGACGCAGACAGCGGGCUGGAGCCCGACGAGCUGGCGGUUUUGUACCAAUGGCUAGAAGCAGAUCGUCAUGGCAAGAGCCAAGAUACUGCAAAUACGACUUCAGGUGAAAACUUUGACCAGAGUCCUUUGAGAAGAACAUUCAAAUCCAAAGUGUUGGCCCACUAUCCUGAGAAUAUAGAAUGGAACCCUUUUGAUCAAGAUGCAGUGAACAUGCUGUGCAUGCCUAAAGGACUAUCUUUCAGAACUCAAACUGACAAUAAAGACCCUCAGUUCCACUCAUUUAUAAUUACCCGGGAAGAUGGUUCUCGUACCUAUGGUUUUGUUCUCACUUUUUAUGAAGAAGUUACAAGUAAGCAGAUCUGCACAGCCAUGCAGACGCUCUACCAGAUGCACAACGCCGAGCACUACAGCGGCGUGUAUGCUUCGUCUUCCUGCAGCAUGGAUUCACUGGCAAGCAGUGUUGACGAGGGAGAUACAACUUCCCUUUUGAAACUCCAGCGAUACAACUCCUAUGACAUCAGCAGAGACACGCUGUAUGUUUCAAAAAGUAUAUGUUUGAUCACACCGCUGCCUUUCAUGCAGGCCUGCAAGAAAUUCCUUAUCCAGCUUUACAAGGCAGUUACCUCACAGCAGCCGCCGCCCUUGCCGCUUGAGAGCUACAUCCAUAACAUUCUCUACGAGGUACCCCUUCCACCUCCAGGGAGGUCACUGAAAUUUUAUGGUGUUUAUGAACCCGUCAUCUGCCAGAGACCUGGGCCCAGUGAACUCCCCCUCUCCGAUUACCCUCUUCGAGAGGCCUUCGAGCUUCUGGGAUUGGAGAACCUGGUGCAGGUGUUUACCUGUGUUCUUUUAGAGAUGCAGAUCCUUCUCUACUCACAAGAUUAUCAACGCUUGAUGACUGUGGCGGAAGGCAUCACCACACUUUUGUUCCCAUUUCAAUGGCAGCAUGUUUAUGUGCCCAUCCUCCCUGCUUCUCUGCUACAUUUUCUUGAUGCUCCUGUCCCUUAUCUGAUGGGCCUUCAGUCAAAAGAAGGAACUGACCGUUCUAAGCUAGAACUUCCUCAAGAGGCUAAUUUGUGUUUUGUGGAUAUUGACAACCAUUUUAUUGAACUGCCUGAAGAAUUUCCACAAUUCCCCAAUAAGGUGGAUUUUAUCCAGGAACUCUCUGAAGUGCUUCUUCAAUUUGGGAUCCCUCCUGAGGGCAGCCUCCAUUGCAGUGAGAGUGCCACAAAACUGAAGAAUCUGGUUCUGAAGGACUUGGUUAAUGACAAAAAGAAUGGCAACGUCUCCACUAACAACAUCAGCAUGUACGAGUUACUGAAGGGCAAUGAAACCAUAGCCCGCCUCCAAGCUUUGGCCAAGCGGACCGGUGUGACCGUGGAAAAAAUGGAUCUCUCUGCCACACUGAAUGAAAAAGAAAAGGAUUUAAAACUUCAGUGUGAAGAGGCAGAACUAAGGGACUACCAGCUCAACGUGCAGCUCCGUGAGGUCUUUGCUAACCGCUUUACACAGAUGUUUGCAGAUUAUGAAGCGUUUGUGAUUCAGACUGCCCAGGACAUGGAAUCCUGGCUGACCAACCGAGAACAGAUGCAGAACUUUGACAAAGCUUCCUUUCUCUCUGACCAGCCUGAGCCUUACCUGCCAUUUCUUUCACGCUUCAUUGAAACACAGAUGUUUGCCACCUUUAUUGAUAAUAAAAUUAUGUCUCAGUGGGAAGAGAAGGAUUCUUUGCUUCGGGUCUUUGACUCUCGGAUUGAGAAGAUGAGACUGUAUAAUGUAAGGGCACCCACCUUGAGGACAUCUAUUUAUCAGAAAUGCAGCACUUUAAAAGAAGCAGCCCAAUCAAUUGAGCAGCGACUGAUGAAAAUGGAUCACACGGCAAUCCACCCACAUCUGCUUGAUAUGAAAAUUGGUCAAGGCAAAUAUGAGCAAGGGUUCUUUCCAAAGUUACAGUCUGAUGUGUUGGCAACAGGACCAGCUAAUAACAAUCGCUGGGUAAGUCGGAGUGCCACGGCGCAGCGCAGGAAAGACCGCCUUCGCCAACACUCGGAGCACAUUGGAUUGGACAAUGACCUGCGGGAGAAAUAUAUGCAAGAGGCACGAAGUUUAGGAAAAAACCUGAGGCAACCCAAACUGUCAGACCUCUCUCCUGCAGUGAUUGCACAGACCAACUGCAAAUUUGUAGAAGGCUUAUUGAAAGAAUGUAGAAUGAAGACAAAGCGCAUGUUAGUGGAGAAGAUGGGACAUGAAGCAGUGGAACUGGGCCAUGGAGAAGCAAACAUAACCGGCUUGGAAGAGAACACCUUGAUCGCCAGCCUCUGUGACCUACUGGAAAGGAUAUGGAGCCACGGCUUGCAGAUCAAGCAGGGGAAGUCAGCUUUGUGGUCACAUUUAAUUCAGUUUCAGGACAGAGAAGAGAAGCAAGAGCACCUUGCAGAAUCGCCAGUUGCCCUUGGACCAGAAAGAAGAAAAUCUGACUCAGGAGUUAUGUUGCCAACACUCAGGGUCUCUCUUAUCCAAGACAUGAGGCAUAUUCAGAACAUGAGUGAGAUCAAGACUGACGUUGGACGAGCUCGGGCGUGGAUAAGACUAUCUCUAGAAAAGAAGCUCCUGUCCCAGCAUCUCAAGCAGUUGCUCUCCAAUCAGCCACUCACCAAGAAGCUUUAUAAGCGUUAUGCUUUUCUACGCUGUGAAGAAGAAAGAGAGCAGUUUCUUUACCAUCUUCUUUCCCUCAAUGCGGUUGACUACUUCUGCUUCACCAGUGUGUUCACCACUAUCAUGAUUCCAUAUAGGUCAGUGAUCAUCCCCAUCAAAAAGCUGAGCAAUGCGAUCAUCACAUCGAACCCUUGGAUCUGUGUAUCGGGAGAGCUAGGAGACACGGGAGUAAUGCAGAUUCCCAAAAACCUCCUCGAAAUGACUUUUGAGUGCCAGAACUUGGGGAAGCUGACCACUGUUCAGAUUGGCCAUGAUAACUCAGGACUGUUAGCCAAAUGGCUAGUGGAUUGUGUCAUGGUCAGAAAUGAGAUCACAGGACAUACAUACAGGUUCCCAUGCGGGCGGUGGUUGGGGAAAGGCAUUGAUGAUGGAAGCCUGGAGAGAAUCCUUAUUGGGGAAUUGAUGACCUCAGUGGCAGAUGAGGAUCUGGUAAAGCAGUGUCGGACUCCACCCCAACAGAAAUCCCCCACCUCGGCUCGGAGACUGAGCAUCACUUCACUGACAGGAAAAACCACCAAACCCAAUGCUGGACAGAUCCAAGAAGGAAUUGGAGAAGCUGUGAAUAAUAUUGUGAAACAUUUUCACAAACCUGAGAAAGAGAGAGGAAGCCUCACAGUGUUGCUAUGUGGAGAAAAUGGACUGGUUGUGGCACUUGAACAAGUCUUCCAUCAUGGGUUCAAAUCUGCCCGCAUCUUUCACAAGAAUGUCUUCAUCUGGGACUUCAUAGAGAAAGCAGUUGCUUAUUUUGAAACCACUGACCAGAUUCUAGACAAUGAAGAUGAUGUCCUUAUUCAGAAAUCAUCCUGCAAAACCUUCUGCCACUAUGUAAAUGCUAUUAAUACUGCACCCAGGAACAUUGGGAAGGACGGCAAAUUCCAGAUUUUAGUUUGCCUCGGAACACGGGAUCGCCUGCUCCCACAGUGGAUCCCACUCUUAGCCGAGUGUCCUGCCAUUACCCGAAUGUACGAGGAGAGCGCCCUCCUGCGAGACCGCAUGACUGUCAACUCUCUCAUCCGCAUUCUGCAGACCAUUCAGGACUUCACCAUAGUCUUGGAAGGCUCACUCAUCAAAGGAGUGGAUGUGUAACCCACGUGGCUAGAAACGCUCAGUCCAGACCCCUUGUUCCUGAGCCUUCCCCAACUAUGGGGACUGAUUUGGACUUGUCUGACAAGGGAGUGAGUCAGUGCGGGGGCAACACACCGUAUUCCCCAAUUUGAACAAUCCUCACACUACAGACAAGGCAAAAUGCUGUAUUGUAGUUCAUUUGAACCUGGAAUUUAGUAUAAAAUAGAGUAUUUUCAUGUGUUAGAUGUGUGUAAAUAUGCUAUCUUCUUUAAGAAAUUAUAUUACUCUAAUAAGAUACUUUUCUUAGAUUGAAUAUUCCUGUGACUUAAAAUAAGUAGCUUAACCGCAUUGGGAGUUGGGGAGGGGAAGAGUGGUGCUAGCCAGGAAGAAGCCAGUAAACAUGUAAUUACAGUGCAACCCAUUGGGGGCUUUUAUUUCCCUCCAGGUAUCACAAAGGAACCCAGAAUGCAUUGUUAUAUCAUAGCCAUCCAUCCUGGUGUGUCCGAUCCUUUGUAUUGUGAAUGUGAACAGCUUUACCUACUGUACAUGAUAGUCCUCACUUACAUUUUUUUUUUAGGUUACAAAUGGUUUCAUACAUUUGAAUUGAGUCACUUUUCCAGUCUUUUGGAAAAAUUUUUCCGUCGGCACAAGAUAAAGAUAUGAUUCAAAUAUUUUAAAUACUGGACCCCAGGAGCUUGGCUGAACUGGAAAGAGAACACACAAAGCCCUGAAAAGUAUGUUAAAUUGUAGGAUUAUAACUUCUUUACACUUUGGAAAGAUUAGCCUAGACUAACUUCAUUCUUGGCAUUUUUAUUCUUGUUAUGUGAGCUACUUUGAAGAGAUGUGAAUUUCAGAGUGUUGGUCUCAUAGUUAUAAGAACUGCAAAUGGCAGUUUGAUUCUGUACUUAUAAUUUGGCCAUCUGACCCCCCGCAGUCCUUACCUCAAGGGUAAUCUCAAACCCUGUCUUUGUUAGGUUCCAUUCACCCCUCCCCUCCCCUCUUCCUGUGCCCAUCCCCCUCUCAGGAAAUGGAAGGAAUGUCUAAGAAGGAGGAGGGCUCUGUGUAGCUUGGAAUGUUUUUGUGAAAGUAUUUGUUGACCAUGAUAAUGCAAAUAACAGAGGGAAAGAGCAAGAAUGAACCCUUUCUGGGUGUUUCAGGGCAAGUUUUAUGUUCCUUUUUAAGAAAGGGUAAUAUAAAACAACUGGCCCUGAGAAGGUGAAAGCCAGGGCAGCACAGACUGACAAAAAUGGAAGCAGUACAGGAGGCAACAGUGUUGAAAGACCAAACAUUGUGAGUAGCUUUCCAGCUUGGUAUUUUAUAAGGAAGUUAAAUAAAUGUGGGAUUAGCCAGUUACCUUCAGUCUUCGUUUAUGGUAGGUCCUGUAACUCAUUAGGCAUUUGCACAUUGUUAGCGGUGAAAUUGCCUCAGCAGAGCCCCGGGGUUUAUUCCCAGUUGUGGCUGAGAAGCAAAGCCAUGGCCUCUCAGGACCCUUGUACAGUCUUGAGGGUCCUGGGCUUAGCCAACAGUAUUGUUCCACUUAUUUCCUGGAGGAAGAAACUAAUGAAACAAGUGCCUCACUCCCUUUAUCAAACACUAUAUUCAGCUGGGGUCACCAAGGCACAUCCCCUUUUAACCAGUGACUUAAUCCAGGAGCACCGGGGGAGUUGAAGGCAGCAUUUAGAAGCCCAAGGAAGAGCUUUAAGAAGAUGAUUCUGGGUGACCUGGGUAGCCUGGAGAUUUGCUCGCCUGAGGCUAAGGGCUGUCUGCAUUGGUGUAGCUCUUCCAAGGACCUGGAAAGUCUAUCAUGGGAGGCAUCCAGACCCUAUUUAACAGGUUCUUGUGUUGCAGUGAUCAGACAGCACAGAAUGAUCAGUGCAGGGUUUUAUUAUUCUUAGUACCUUUCUUAGAAGGCCAUGGCUCUGGCACACUCUGGGCAGCUGAGAGAUGACUUAGGUUAUUAGUAUGCUAGUAUCAAGUCCUCAUUUUAUAGAUGGGAACACUUGAGGAUCAGAGAGGCUAAAUACUUACCCCACGGCUGGUCAGUAACCAGAGUAUAGAGCUCGUGUCUUUUAUUACACCAAGGCUGCAUGAGACUGAGCUCCAAGGAGGCAUUCAUAUUUUUUUUAUAAAAAUUUUAUUUAUUUGACAGAGAGACACAGCGAGAGAGGGAACACAAGCGGGGGGAGUGGGAGAGGGAGAAGCAGGCUUCCUGCCAAGCAGGGAGCCCAAUGUGGGGCUCAAUCCCAGGACCCUGGGAUCAUGACCCACAUGGAAGGCAGACACUUAACGAAGGCAGACGCUUAACCGCUGAGCCACCCAGGCACCCUGAGGAGGCAUUCAUGUUCAUAGUCUUUCUACCCCUGGAUCUUUAUCCAUACCUAAACAGGUAGGAAAUCACUGUUAAUAUUCGUUUAUAAGAAUCAUUUAUAAGGAGGGCGCCUGGGUGGCUCAGUUGGUUAAGCGACUGCCUUUGGCUCAGGUCAUGAUCCUGGAGUCCCGGGAUCAAGUCCCACAUCAGGCUCCCUGCUCAGCAGGGAGUCUGCUUCUCCCUCUGACCCCUUCCCUCUCAUGCUCUCUAUCUGUCAUUCUCUCUCUCUCAAAUAAAUAAAUAAAAUCUUUAAAAAAAAUCAUUUAUAAGGAUUAACAUUCAUUUUAACAAAUUAUUCUCAAGUAGUUAAGAAUUACAUCCAUUACAAAAACUAGGAGCAAAAUUGGAUUUGGGGCCUGUGAAUAAAGCUAUUACAUUAAAAAGUACCCCCAAAAAAGAGUUAUACCUAAAGUUUUAUCCCACUUUGUGUAGUAUGACCAUUACAGUGGAAAUGACCGAUUUCAAAAGAAAUAAUCACACCAGAACUGACACCUCCUCUAGAAUGCUGGACCCUUUAAAUUGGUUACCUGAGGAGCCCAUAUAGUUAUUCCAGUGAUAACAGCCAGGGCUCCAAACCUGUGGGGACCUCCUUGCAAGAUGCUUAGAUGGCCUACAGCCCAUUCUUCUGUUGCCAGUUAUGGUAAAUCUUGGCCUUUUAGAAGAAAUUUAAUAUUUGGAAACAAAAAGUCCUUAGGAUCCAAGCUGAUGAAAAACGAUGCUUAAGCAGAGUUUGAGGUCACAAACAAUUCUAAAGAAAUAAGACCUAGUUCUUAUGUGGCUUAUAACUGCCUCUAAGCCAAUACCAGAAUAUUUUGAGCAGGACAGAGGCAGACCCCUUAGAAUAAGUGUCCAUAGCUGACUUUUGGAAGGACCAUACCCAGUUAGAGGUAUCCUUUUUGCUAUAUUAAUUUUUUAAUUAGUAUAUUGCUUCAUAAUCACACCUCAGAGUUAAAGUAAGUAAAAAUCAAUUUUGUAAUUGACUUUUUUUCCUCAGAAUAAAUUAAAAGUAAUGCCCGGAACCACAAUUAGUAUUUUCAUAUAAUAAUAGCUUGAGAGGGAAUUGUUUUAAAAUGAAAUUGCCAAAAAUAUUACCUCUUGAAACAUCUGAUUUCCAAGUGUUUUUCAGAUGUCCUGAAACUCCGAAUCUUAUCCUUUCUGAUACAGUGGUGGGACAAUGUGUGAGCCCAAAAAGCAGUGCCCUGGGUGGGCCUCGUUAGUGCCUUAAAACUGACUGAGGCUCCAUGUGGGGUGUGGAGUAGCAUAAAGUGGGAUUCUAGUUGGGGUGAAAUAGGCCUACAGAGAACAAAAGUUCUUCCUCUUUCUCUUUCCCACUGGGAGCAAGAAUUUGAUAUAAGAAACCUGAAACCUGCAAAAGUUUGCAAUUUCCCUCUAAAAUUUAUUUUCAAUGUUUCCCACAUUUUUGAACCUUUGUAACCCUGUGGUAUUUACUUUAACACGUCUUUUUUUAAAAAAUCAUUUUCAUGAACUUCUGUCCCACUACAUGAAUGAUAUAGGAGAAAUAACUGAAUUGCUUGUAUUUCCUUUUUUGGAAUAAAGCACCAUUGUAUGCAAAUGUAAGUGAAAGAGAGGUAGAGACGAUACUUAACGGUCUAUGUGUAGUAUAUGUUGACACCUCUAAGAUUUUUUUUUAGAACAAAGCAUUUUUUUUUAAGAUUUUAUUUAUUUAUUUAAUUGACAGAGACAGUGAGAGAGGGAACACAAGCAGGGGGAGGGUCAGAGGGAGAAGCAGGCUUCCCGCCGAGCAGGGAGCCCGAUGUGGGGCUCAAUCCCAGGACCCUGAGAUCAUGACCUGAGCUGAAGGCAGUCGCUUAACCAACUGAGCCACCCAGGCGCCCCACCUCUAAGAUAUUUUGAAACAUGAGGCAACAGACGAGGACCUCAGAUCCCGAGGGAAAUAUUUAUUGGACAGCAUUGAGAGUGUAGCUCUUAAUUGAAAUAUCUUCUUUCUGCUAAGAAUUAUGAUUUUUCAGUGGAUUUUCACUUGUAUUUUCUCUGUGAGGUUUACAGAAACUAUCCUUUUCACCAUGUUGAAAGGACAGUCUGAACCUUAGCUAUUUAUAUUUCAGUAUUAACACACCUUCAUUGAUUGAGAAUGGAGUCUCGAACUCCUCUCUACUUUCAUGAAGUGAAUGCUGUUUCUAGGUCAUCAGUUUCUUUGGAAGCCCUUGUUCCUUACAUAAGUAUUUGUUAUUUAUUUAGCUUAAAAGGAGACAGAAAUGAAUAAUAAACUUCUAGGCCCCUUAUUCCUAUUAAAAUACAUUUCUAAAUCUCUUGGAUUUCCAAGCUUUUUUGAAGAGGGUGCUGAUGACGUGAUCAGAGGAAUCCAGUCCAAGAAGAAACUCAUCCUCCUAGAUCUUCCUUGAGCUGAUCAUCCUCUCAAGGACAGAAUAGAGAUUAGCUCCAGAAAUGUAUCACAUUGAGCAGUUGACACCAGAGUGAAAAAAAUACACAUCAAAAAGUUUCUCUUCAUUUGAAGGAACCCAGGGCAUCCUUGGGUUAUGUGGGAGAGAAUCACACUUCAUCUGGUUUCCUGAAUGUAUUUGUGUGUGGCUCCAGUCUAUUCCAAACCAAAUCUUGUUGAAAGUAGAGAGGUAUGGUAAGGAGUUCCUGUUGUCAAUCAAAUGAGGGUGUUAAACAUAGAAAAAAACCGUCUGUGUUACACUUGAACCAUGUAUAAAUGUACCCUGUGUAUCUUUUUAAACAAUGAACAUUUCUGCAUUUAAAUUAUAUUGUGUUUCUUUGUAUUGUUAACAAUGCAUCAGAACUGGAUUUUUUUUCCUCAUCUGAACAUAAUAUAAAAUUUAAAGAGUAUUGUGAUAUCAAGCACUUUAACAUACAUAUCAGAGAAACUGACAUGGGUUUUUCAGGUUUUGAAGUACAUUUAAAUAUGACUUUUCAUGAUUUGUUCUUUACAAAUAAAACUGUGGGGUUGAUACUU